AUGGCUGAACAUCCUUCAUUUACCCUUGCCGCUCUCCUGCCUGCAGGAGGUGUUUUUGGAUACCUGCGGACCCGCUCAGCACCCUCGUUGAUCGCAGGUGUUGGCCUCGGACUCUCGUAUGCAUACUCCGGUUAUUUGAUUAAAGAGAACCGUGACUACGGCACCGAGCUUGCCUUGGGAAACAGCGUACUCCUGCUGGGCUCUGCAAUCCCUAGGAUCAUUAAAACGGGUGCUAAGGCCCCUGUGCCUUUGGCACUCGGUGCCACUGGCCUAUUGGCAUCGUACUACUACCAGAAGAAGGUCAGAGAAUUCCGAUUUGGGGUCUAG
Molecule: messenger RNA, 327 nt
Organism: Penicillium arizonense
Lineage: Eukaryota; Fungi; Ascomycota; Eurotiomycetes; Eurotiales; Aspergillaceae
Product: TMEM14 family protein
Exons: 3
Coding region: 1-327 (108 amino acids)
Cellular component (GO): membrane
Source: RefSeq, a predicted model, not a curated record